CACAACUACAAUCACAACAUCACUCCGCCUACUCUUACGCUUAAUCAUCUCUACAAGACUUUAAAGUCUAAUCUUAAUAACACCCACUACCACCACCAAAAUGCGCUUCUCUCCCGUCCUCCUUGCCGGCCUCGUGCCUUUCGUCGCCGCUGCCCCCACCGCCAGCGCCGGCUCUGUCUCCAUGAUGGCCGAGAACGUCCCCCAGUGGACCAUUGAGAGCAUGAAGCGCACCUGCGACGCCAAGGACACCUCCUGCGUCUGGUCCUUUGGCAUCCAGAACAACCGCGUCGCCGGCGCCGCCGCCAUCCCCUGCACCUUCACCGUCAAGGCCGGCGCCAAGCCCGCCAGCCAGACCGACGUCGCCGGCAUCAAGUGCGCCUUCUUCACCGUCUCCGAGGGCUGGAGCGACCAGUUCGGCCUCGAGAACGCCUUCACCACCCUCAGCAUCGCCAACUUUGACACCAGACUCAUCGCCUUCCCCGCGUACACCGCCAAGGAGCUCGCCGACGGCAAGGUUGUCUCGCCCAACCGCUCUUACCAGCCCCAGAAGUUCUAAGCUGUUGGGGACUUGGAUUUAUGACGACAUGAUGAGAGAAAAAAGAACAACAUUGGAAUAAGGAGAUAUAUACACGAUUGUGAGGAGAGAAAAUGAGCUGGAAGUUAUCUGAAGAGACUCAUAGCGGGGAAAGCCUA
Microdochium trichocladiopsis is the source of this 693-nucleotide messenger RNA. RefSeq lists its product as uncharacterized. Lineage: Eukaryota; Fungi; Ascomycota; Sordariomycetes; Xylariales; Microdochiaceae. The coding region runs from base 101 to 556 and encodes 151 amino acids. The record is from RefSeq and is a predicted model, not a curated record. The transcript has a single exon.